GACGGCUAUCAUCCAAUCGUUGCUUCUUUCACUUCCUUUUCUUAAUGUUUUCUUGAUUUUUGUCUUUUCUGAUAAUGGGAAAGUUGGAUCUUGUCAAGACCGUACGAGGUCUUGACCAGAAGGGGUCUGUCGAAAAUGGAAAGAAUCUCCAGGAGCUGUGGAACAGCCUUACAGAGUCAUCGGAUCACCAAUUCCACGCGGCAGAAGAGAGCGCGCUGAGGUGGCUGCUCAAAUCUAUGAACGGAAACUCACCUGAGGCGGAGACCAUACGGCGUUACCCAUUGACCUGGACGAUUAUGGAUUUUGUGUUUCAAAAGAUUCCGCUCUUCUCGCUUGCCAAAUCUCUGGCGGAUAGGAAAUUUGUGGCCGUCCUGCAGCAGACUUUGAAGGAGGCAUCAAAUCCCAGCGAAGAGCCUGGUUCCUCAAGUCCGAAAAGAAAGAGAUCGCUAGCUCCACGCUACGCCUUGGACGAACUGAAAGGUUUAGAAGGCUGUCUAGCGACUGGUCAGGCCGUCUUCAAGGCUCUGAAAUCUCUGCUUGGGCGGCUGGGAACCGGCGGCGUUGGAUCACGCGAUAGGAUUGGAGCUGAACAUAUCAAAUCUCUCUUCAGUACAUCUGCUCUCGAAUCUGCGACAUUAGCCUCUUCAUUCUUCAUAGUUUGCCUUCUACUACUGGCUAGCGAUAUCUGUGACGAGAUCGAAGGCAAGGAAGACUGGAUUGUAACUGUCUCUAGGAUAUGGGAUCUCCAUUUACAAGGAGAAAAGGACGCCCUAGAGAUUGCGAUUCAUCUCUUCAGGCCAGCAUCUGCAAUCUUAAAAAAGGUAGAGCCUUCCAUACAAGGCCAAACACCUACUGUCAACGAAGCCUUGGCUACCCGAUGGAGUGCAGAUCUUCAAAAGUUUAUGCACCGAAAUUUCAUUCUCCCUGCCCGAACAUAUUUCUGGAAUCGUCAAGAUUUUGAGAUCAUCAUGAAGGCGCUUGAUGUAUCAAAUGACAAAACGAGAACGUCUGCUCCGGUACUAUACUUUUUGGCUGCCGGAAUCCCUGAUCUUUCGACUGAAAGCGAUAUGCGUAGGAUCAAUACAAUGUGGAUGGAUCGGAUAUUUAAAGCUGUGGAGGAGCAGGUUCGUCCAAAGGCAGACCGGAAUAUCCUGAUGAAGCAGGUAUUGGCACAGGCCAUAGGAAAGUCGCUAUCCAUUGAUGCAGGAGAUUUGCGUCAAGUAUGUCGCGAUUAUGGUAUGGGAACGGAAAUCGACUGGAGUCUACUUGCGAAUGCUGCUACAUGCAACCCGGAUAUCUUUCAAAUGUCUGAAGAAGGCACCGCGCUUUUGAAUGAGAUCUGCGUACAAAGCAUUGGCCAAGCCUCUGAUUCGCAUAGCCACAAAGAUCAACUGAAGCUCAUUGCUGCCAUAAAGAAAAGCUUCCAGACCCGUAGAGACCUAUCUGGAUUUUUGCGACUAUGGUUCUCUCAGCUCUGUCUGGCGGAGAAACAAAAGGUAGUCUCAAGCAGCCCUUGGUUCGACAUUGGACGGAAAGGACAUCAGCGCCACUCGAUUUCGUCUUUGAUAGAAUCCGAACUAUCACCGCAGCAGCUUGUUGUUCUCAUCGAGUGGCUGAAGGAACAAGAGUCUGGCUCAUCCCCCCAGUCUCUGUGUGUCUUUACGAGUAUCAUUGCUGAAGGAUUGCAUGGCGAGUCAUUUGUUGAUGCAGUCGGCCUGAAGCUAUUCGACCUAGUUUCUCCGUUAAAAAGCUCCUCGAAAUCGGCUUUAAAAUGGAGAGUUGUGUCUAAGACAAUCUCGUCAGCCUCCCCCGAAGAGCGGAACAAUGUCUGGGCGCAAGUGAAGGAUCAGAUAUCAAAGCUCCUCCGAAAAGGGACUGUUAAGUCAGCUGAAACAUUCGAAGCUGUCAAGUGCUGCUACCAGGCUUGGGAUUCGAUGAGUCAAGAGAAAGAGUCUGCUAAUGAGCCAGCCAAGUUUAUAGAGAAAUUCACGCAACGCUUAGUAGAAGAACUAGCGUCAUAUGACAUCUUGGACUUUGCGAAAUUAUCAACCUCUCUUGACUUGGAGGCAGCAUCAGAAUUUGACGAAGACCUUUCGUUACAACAGUACCUGGCUUGGUAUAUUCGGGGCUCCAGUCGCUUCUAUCGGCUAUACUUUAGAAAAGUAGACGACAUACCGUUGCUUGAUUCAGUAUCAUCUACAAAGAACGUCAGCCCACCUGGACUGCAUGCGCUGUGGAGUGCUCUUCUAAGCAAUGACACGAAUCUCAAUGACGCGAAACUUUCGAGAAAGCUUCUCGACCGUCUAAUCACGGCCCUUUCUGAGUCUGAGAAGGAGAAAGGGUGGCCUGGAGAAUAUGGACAACUGUGGAUCCGGACGUUAUGCAGCGUACCGUCGGAAGCCUUUAACCGCACACAACGUGAGCAGAUCAUGAGUAUCUUGGAAAAAAGGAGAGAAAAGAUGGUCAAUUCUCCGAAGCGCGUGUCGUUGGAAGGCUGGAAGUUGGUUCUCGACCUGACGACCAAGAUGAUGACGCGACCAACCUUUCAUGAGGAGAUGCAGUUUUCUAAUCUUGUUGAUUUUGCCGAUGCCAUUUCAAGCCUCUCGUUUGAAGAAACAUUGGAUGAUGAGACACUGCUUGAACUUGUUGAGAGGUAUUUUGCAAUGUCAGCAACGAUUAUAAGGCAAAUGUCGGACAAUUUUGAUGAGCGAAGUACGAAAUAUUUCUCAAAAGGUCUCGAGUUCAUUAAAGCAUGCGCAACAGAAGAGGUGAAGAGUGAUCCUUUGGGCCUUCCUUCGCUACAUGUAACCCUAUUAAAGGCUCUUGUUGUUGAACUUAGCCGGUCAUCAAGUCUUCAGAGCCAAUCCAGUCUCAGCCAGCUACAGCAAAAUGCUAAGAAUGCAUUGACGCAACACGUCGCAGCGGUUUUGGGAGAGUUUAUUACAAACAAAAAGCUAUUAUCAAAACAUGAUAACUCAAAAGAUUUAGCCCUUUUUGCAGCAGUACAUGCAGCAGAGGCCAUGGAUAGCGCCGCAGGGCUUUCACAGCAUAAGUCAUCGGCUGUUCAAAAGCUUGAGAAGCGGACCAAAGAAGCAAUGAUUACUGGAGACUUGAGAGCGUGGAAGAUUCAGAUUUUCCUUCAUACAUAUCUACCGAGCGAGUUGGAGGAUCCUCAUCCAACUCAAUUUACUGCUCUAGCAAAUCUGCCGCCAAGGACCCGCGAGCCUCUUUUAAGAGAGUAUGUUGCAUCUAUAAUUGCUAAAGCUAACGUGGCCGAAGUGUCACGCUACCUUCAAAUGUUAAUUAGUGACUUCACGGGGGGCUGCGAUACUGAUGGCCAGGCUCUUGCCAUCGGUCAAGUCGUUGGCCACCUGAUUGAACGCACUGAUCUACACGGUAAAAGCGAAGGCGUCGAUUUAUCGGCAGCUCAUAGCGAGCUAACACUCAGCUUAUUAAAGAAAUCCCCAAAUGCAGGCUAUAUAUGCCAAACUAUCCAGACUCUUCUUGAAAAGAAGCCUCAGGCCAUGGGACAGUGGAAUAUUGAAGUAACCCUGAGUACUGUCAACGACUUGGCUUCAGCGAAGCCCACAACUGGACCAACGGUGUCGUUUACUUGGCUGUGCAAAUUAGUCGGAACAGUUAUCAAGAAGCACCGCUUACGAUUGGAAGGCCACCACCACUUGCUGCUGACUACUGUACAAGCUUUGCUUAACAGCCUAAUCAUCCAACAACCGAAGAGCACUGGAGAUGGCACGACGCAAGAGUCAAUGGCCCGCCUGUACGGCCGGCUCAUUACCUUCAUAUGUGAGCCUACCGCAGGAGCCGUUUCCCGUUCACAGCAUCAGAACGCCUUGGACUCAGCAACGGACGCAGCCAAACGCUCUGCCGGCUGGCACGUCUACAUGGUGUUGAUGCAGUACGUGAAGCUGCAGCUUGAGGCCGAUGUGCCGAGGGAGGUACGAGAGGCUCUUGAGCCAGCAAUGAAUUCGAUCUUCGACGUGACGCCGCCUGAAGUGAGGAAGAUUCUUAAUGACGCUAUGGAUGCUAGCGGAAGAGCUAUCCUGAGAGAAAUGUUCAAGAGAUAUGUCAAAUUCGGCAAAUGGAGCGGCGUAUAAUGCACUGGGCAUACGGUAUAUAGAAUUAACUAUUAGGAUAUAAGUCUAGGCACUCAAAUUGUAUAUAUGCAUGCAUACAACUCA
Molecule: messenger RNA, 4199 nt
Organism: Trichoderma asperellum CBS 433.97
Lineage: Eukaryota; Fungi; Ascomycota; Sordariomycetes; Hypocreales; Hypocreaceae
Biological process (GO): ribosome biogenesis
Cellular component (GO): nucleolus
Source: RefSeq, a predicted model, not a curated record